Messenger RNA from Eupeodes corollae, 1368 nucleotides. RefSeq names its product WD repeat-containing protein 89. Bases 119 to 1336 code for a protein of 405 amino acids. The record is from RefSeq and is a predicted model, not a curated record. NCBI's taxonomy places the organism in Eukaryota, Metazoa, Arthropoda, Insecta, Diptera, Syrphidae. Gene Ontology annotation, molecular function: protein binding. The transcript is spliced from 7 exons.
CGUUUUCUUAUAAAUGUCAAAUAUCUGCCAAAAAGUUUAACUAAUUUCACGUUUAAAAACAUAAUUUUAAACUCAUCUUUUAAAUAACAAAUUUCCACAAUUUAAAAACCUACGAAAGAUGCCAAAAGAAGAAAUAUUUAAUGAACCAGAAUCAAGCUCUGACGAAGAAGAUCCCAUCAUCGAUGAAGACACUUGUAAUCAAUUUGAAAUUGGAUCGUCUUUUGGAAUAAAAUACAAAAUUGCCUCUGAAUCCGCCGUGUCCUUGAAGAAAGUCUACAUUCUAAGCUUGUGUGCUGAUAAAUCUUUUGGCAAAAUAGCUGCUGGAUUAUCAAACAAUAGUGUCCAAGUUUAUGAUAUCAACAAUCGAGUUCUAUCCUUAGCAACCAAUGAUACUCUCAAGCUGAAAACCUCUGGCUCUGUGUGUGGAGUUCGAUUUUUAGACGAAACACCAACUAAUUUACUUGUAGGAAGCACUAAUGGCUCUGUCAGUCUUUACGAUCUACGAACUGGAAAUGUCGAGCAUUCAUUUCAAGAUACGUCUGAUGAAGUGAAAAAGCCCAUAACCUCCUUCGACGUAAACGCCAAUAGUCGAGUAAUCUGCAGUGGAACCGACCAAGUCAUGAACAAUGUUUACCUUCAAUUCUUCGAUGUGAGACAAAAGACAAUUCUCGGUGGCUACUUUGAGAGUCAUCAAGACGAUGUAACCGACGUUAAAUUCCAUCCAACAAAUCCAGAUCUUUUGUGCACUGGAUCCACUGAUGGUUUGAUAAAUCUCUUCGAUAUCUCAGCGACUUCUGAAGACGAUGCUUUGACCUCGACAAUAAACACAGAAGAAAGUGUACACAAGCUUAAUUGGCAUAAGAAUGUUUACGAAAAAGAUGUCAUCUCCUGCAUAACCCACACAAAUGACCUCAAAACCUAUGAAUGCGAGGAGGGCGAUCUUAUUGCUGAAUUUGAUCGAACUAAAGUCACAGAAGCAAUCAAGAGGAAAUCAGUUGCCGAUUGUAAUUUAAUAUCCUGCCAUAAUUUAUCCGAUGGAGGAGUCUUUGUUUUGGCCACUUCCAAUUACAACAAAGGAGAGGUUGUCCGAUCUGUCCAACUGCAAGGAAAGAAACUUGUCCCACACGCGCUCUUCGAUGGCAACAAACAAAUCCUCAGAGAAAGUCUUCACGAUCCAACGUCAAAUUUGGUCGUGACUGGUGGGGAAAGUGGCAUAGUUACGUUGUGGACACCUUACUUGGCAGACAAGACACUACCAACCACAACUGGACCGAAUAAACUCAAAGCUAAAUCAAGCCUCGCAAAGUCACACGGCAAAGGCAAAGCACCUUAUUGACAAUAAAACAGCAUGGUUCUUUUUUUAAUAGA